CCGCCACAGACAACCGUGAUAGUCUCAAAAUAUAGACCUUCAGCCAAUCCAAACACCGUUCAUGCCCUGGGUCCCAGAUUCAAAUUGAAAUACGUAAUUUCAGCCAACCGUAUAUGACAAGCGGGAGGAGCUCUAAAAAAAACAUUUAAUCAAGUUUGUGCGAACUGUGUCCCACUCACAAGACAGUGCGAAGGACUUUACGUUGGCACUCAUUGUACUUGUGUGGCUGGAUAAUAGAAUAUAGCCGCCAUGCCGGGUAAAGAUCCUAAUAAGCCGAAGGGAAAGACUUCUUCCUAUGCGUUCUUUGUUGCGACGUGCCGGGAAGAACACAAGAAAAAACACCCAGGAACUUCAGUGAACUUUUCCGAGUUCUCAAAGAAAUGCUCAGAGAGGUGGAGGACCAUGUCUGCAAAAGAGAAGGUGAAGUUUGAGGACAUGGCCAAGGGUGACAAAGUCCGUUAUGACAAGGACAUGAAGGGAUAUGUGCCCCCCAAGGGAUCUAAGGCAGCAGGAAAGAGAAAGAAGGACCCCAAUGCCCCCAAGAGGCCACCUUCUGCAUUUUUCGUGUUCUGUGCUGAACACCGUGGAAGAAUCAAGGCUGAUAACCCAGGCAUGGGCAUUGGUGACAUCGCCAAGCAGCUGGGUCUGCUGUGGGGCAAACAGACUCCCAAAGACAAGCAGCCACACGAAGCAAAGGCCGCCAAGCUGAAGGAGAAGUAUGAGAAGGAUGUUGCUGCCUACAAGGCUAAGGGAGGCGCAGGUGCAACUGCUAAGAGUGGCCCUGGCAGGCCAGCUGUUGGCAAGAAGGCAGCGCCCAUGGAUGAUGAUGACGACGAUGAUGACGAGGAGGAGGAUGAUGAUGACGAAGAGGAUGAUGACGAGGAUGACGACUAACCUGCCUGGAAACUUGAGCUGGAGUAUUUGCAAAACAAUGUGAACCUUACAAUGUAACAUUUAUAGCAUUUUUGGAUUUUUCAGAACAUGUACAGUGAUGUGCAAUGGCUGCAAUAAUGCAUACAGGGGUCAUAUUGUGCUGUCUUGUAAAUUAACAGCUCUUAUUCUCAAAGCACUGCUUGUUUUGUCUUUGGAUGGUGGCAUGUUCUUUUCCGCCCUAUAUUGAUAUCGUUUCCACUGCCGUUUUUAAGAAAUACAAGAAAAUGUGUAGAUGUUUGCGACCCAUUUUUAAGAUGGGGUUUCAGUGUAGAAUGAUUUCUUUUUAUAAUAAAAUUUUGUUUUGUAUAUUA
Salmo salar (Atlantic salmon) is the source of this 1244-nucleotide messenger RNA. Its product is annotated as high mobility group protein B2. NCBI's taxonomy places the organism in Eukaryota, Metazoa, Chordata, Actinopteri, Salmoniformes, Salmonidae. Gene Ontology annotation, biological process: regulation of transcription by RNA polymerase II. The record is from RefSeq and is a predicted model, not a curated record.